AUGGGGAAAAUCAUCUUCUACGAGGACAAAAACUUCCAGGGUCGCUCCUAUGAGACCAGCAGCGACUGCGCUGAGCUGACCUCCUACCUGAGCCGCUGCAACUCCUGCAGGGUGGAGAGCGGCUGCUUCAUGGUCUACGAGAGGCCCAACUUCAUGGGCCAUCAGAUGCUGGCACGGAGGGGAGAAUACCCCGACAACCAGCGUCUGAUGGGAAUGAGUGUGAGCGACUGCAUCCGCUCUUGCAGAAUGAUCCCAAUGCAUCGUGGCCCCUUCAGAAUGAGGAUCUAUGAGAAGGAGAACUUCGGAGGCCAGAUGCACGAGGUCAUGGAUGACUGUGACUCCUUCGUGGACCGCUACCACAUGUCCGAUAUCCAGUCCUGCCACGUGAUGGACGGCCACUGGCUGAUGUAUGAGCAGCCUCACUACAGAGGCAGGAUGGUGUACCUGAGGCCUGGAGAGUACAGGAGCUACAGAGACAUGGGAAUGAGCUCCAUGAUGAGAUUCAGCUCCAUGAGGCGCAUCAUGGAGACCUGUUAG
Molecule: messenger RNA, 537 nt
Organism: Colossoma macropomum (tambaqui)
Lineage: Eukaryota; Metazoa; Chordata; Actinopteri; Characiformes; Serrasalmidae
Product: gamma-crystallin M3-like
Exons: 3
Coding region: 1-537 (178 amino acids)
Biological process (GO): visual perception; lens development in camera-type eye
Molecular function (GO): structural constituent of eye lens
Source: RefSeq, a predicted model, not a curated record